GAGCUGUGUUUGCUCCAAGAGAAAGCCAAGAAGGACGGUGUUAAUAAAGAGAGAUUUAACUGAGGGCUGUGCUUGGAAUAAAGUGGACUACAAAAAGGUCAAAUUUGAUCAGUUGCAGCAGAUUACAAGGGCUUUAAAAGGUAGUGGUGAAGAAAUGAAACUGGGACUGUGAAGCAAUAUAGCACAAGAUUGAUUUUGGGGGUGGAGAGAAGCUGGGACAAGUGCUUAUCAGCUUGAGAAGGAGGAAGAGCUGUGCUGGGUUUGUUGUCAUUCCCACACUGAGUAGAGUACUUGCUGCUUUUGUGGUUAGCCUUCCCUGCCGUGGUUUUUUCUUCUUUUUCUUUUUUUUUUUUUUUCGUUUUUAAUAUACAUAUUUUAUUAUUGUUAUUCCUACAAUGGUGUCUAUAAUUUCUGACUUGGAUCCUCUGAAAAGCUGGAAAGUUUUAAGAGAGACUGCCACAGAGUUAUCUGGAACGUUACCAAGUAACGGCACAGCUAACAAGAUGAAUGGAGCUUUGGAUCAUUCAGACCAACCAGACCCAGAUGCCAUUAAGAUGUUUGUUGGACAGAUUCCCCGUUCGUGGUCAGAAAAAGAAUUAAAAGAACUUUUUGAGCCUUAUGGAGCUGUCUACCAGAUUAAUGUUCUCCGAGACAGAAGUCAGAACCCUCCCCAAAGUAAAGGUUGUUGUUUCGUAACAUUUUAUACAAGAAAAGCUGCUCUUGAGGCACAGAAUGCACUGCACAAUAUUAAAACUUUACCUGGGAUGCAUCAUCCUAUUCAGAUGAAACCUGCAGAUAGUGAAAAGUCAAAUGCUGUGGAAGACAGAAAAUUGUUCAUAGGAAUGGUUUCGAAGAAGUGUAAUGAGAAUGAUAUCAGGGUGAUGUUUUCUCCGUUCGGCCAGAUAGAAGAAUGCCGAAUCCUUCGGGGACCAGAUGGGCUGAGCCGAGGCUGUGCGUUUGUCACAUUUUCUACAAGGGCAAUGGCACAGAAUGCAAUCAAAGCCAUGCACCAGUCUCAGACCAUGGAGGGCUGCUCUUCGCCAAUCGUGGUGAAGUUUGCUGACACCCAAAAGGACAAGGAGCAGCGGCGUUUGCAGCAGCAGUUGGCUCAGCAGAUGCAACAGCUCAAUACUGCCACUUGGGGAAACCUCACAGGUCUUGGAGGACUCACACCACAAUAUCUAGCUCUCCUGCAGCAAGCAACUUCCUCCAGUAACUUGGGUGCCUUCAGCGGCAUUCAGCAAAUGGCCGGCAUGAACGCUUUACAAUUACAGAAUUUGGCAACUUUAGCAGCCGCAGCAGCCGCCGCCCAGACCUCAGCUACCACCACCAAUGCAAACCCUCUCUCCACAACGACUGGUGCUCUGGGAGCCCUCACAAGUCCUGUGGCUGCAUCAACUGCUAAUUCCACAGCUGGUGCGGCCAUGAAUUCUUUGACUUCUCUGGGUACUCUCCAAGGACUGGCUGGAGCCACUGUUGGACUGAACAAUAUUAAUGCACUAGCAGGUACCGUAAACAGUAUGGCGGCCCUGAACGGAGGACUCGGCGCUACAGGCCUGACGAACGGCACGGCCGGCACCAUGGACGCGCUCACCCAGGCCUACUCAGGAAUCCAGCAGUACGCGGCCGCCGCGCUGCCCACCCUCUACAGCCAGAGCCUGCUGCAGCAGCAGAGCGCCGCGGGCAGCCAGAAGGAAGGUCCAGAAGGGGCAAACCUCUUUAUUUACCACCUCCCCCAGGAGUUUGGAGACCAGGACAUUCUGCAGAUGUUCAUGCCUUUUGGAAAUGUUAUCUCUGCUAAAGUCUUCAUUGACAAACAGACCAAUUUGAGCAAGUGCUUUGGUUUUGUUAGCUAUGACAAUCCGGUCUCUGCACAAGCUGCUAUCCAGGCUAUGAACGGCUUUCAGAUUGGCAUGAAACGCUUGAAGGUUCAGCUGAAACGCUCCAAAAAUGACAGCAAACCUUACUGAUCUUAACCCCAGAUGCUUACUGCUCUUAUUUUAGCUUUCUUAGGACAUCUCCAUGCCCGUUAGCCCAUCGUUUGCCUAGCAUGUCCCUGUGGCGUCUCAAAAAAAAAAAAAGUUUCAUCGUCCCGUCAUUGUUUCUGAUGUCUUUCUGACCUCACAUCAUAUUUGGUUCUCCUACUGACCUAGUUUGACCUUUGAAAUUUGCAUGUGACCUCAUCUAGCUAUGAAUUCUGGGAAGUCAAUGUGAAAAAACAUUGCUACAUUCAUGCAAGACUGAAAUUUAUUAUUAGAUAAAUUAAUGAUAGGAUUUAAAAACAACCUGUGGCAAAAUGUUUUUUCUUUCUUUCCUUUUUUUUUUUUUUUUUUCAGUAUUAGUUUCUGGUUUUCUUCUUUCCUUGGAGUUUUUGUUUCAUUUUGUUUGGGUUCUUUUGUUUUGGGUUUUUCUCUUGGUUGAUUUUUGGUUUUGUUUUUUUUCAUUUCGUAAAAAAAAAAAUAAAAAAAAAACAGACUUGAAAGUAUUAUACAGGGAUUGGCAUUCUGCCUGGUCACUGGUGACAAUAGCAAUAUGUGUCCAGAGGCACAGAAUGUUGGUUUCUAACAGACUACUUCCAAAACAGUUUAAGAAAUAAAACUGUCUGAUUUUAAGUCUCUAGAGGUCUGUAAUAGUUUUUACAUUUUUCAGGCAGUGUAAAGUUUUUUGAUAAGGCCAUUUUAGGUGGCUCACUUUCUCAUUAAAGUAUAUAUAUAGAACCACUUUUUGUAGAUUAGUAUAAGAAAAUAUUUACCCUGUUUUAGGGCAAAUGCUACCUACUUGUGUCACCUUUUGCUGAACUGACUCACAGUUAGACAAUCCAUGGUUUAAUGCACAUGAAAUUACCUAUAUUUUAUACUGUUUCAAUGUACAGAAGAAAGGUUACUGUAAAAUGUGUUACGUUGGUGCUUCUGUGAAUUAAGUUGUGGUUUCAUCAUGAGUCUUAUGGUCUUAAGUGUUCUAUGUUUAUAAAAAGACAAGUUUAAAAUUGGUUUACUUGAACAACAAGAACAAAAAGAAGAUUCAAAAAAAAAACACAAAAAAAAAAGUUGUUUGCUUAAAAAAAAAUAAUUUCAUGUGAAAAUGAAAAAAUAUUCCAGAAUAAGUUUGUGUUGGCUUGUGACGCAUUGAUGUCAUUUUUUUAUUGUGAACAAUUUAGGUGUGUUUGUGUUCAGCAAAAUGUGAUCAGUUUUUCUUUUAAAGAAAAAAAAAUCAGUGAAACUAUAGUGCCAAAUUCCAAAGGUACUUUCUUCCUAGAGCUUCAGUGUGUUUCUUGUGUGAAGUAAUUUGAUAACAUGGGUAUUUUAUUAUGUGUUUUGUAUAAAUCCCUAAUAUUUAAAGAAAAAAAGAGGUUAAAAAGUUUGUUAACUUGCUAUCCUGUGGUCUUGUUGCCUGAAAUUGUUAUUGUUUGUUAUUUCUCUUUGAUGUUUUUUGUAAAACAUUGUAUAAGUGCCCAUGUUUCACUUUUUUAACCACUCUGCACACAUCAAUGCUGUGAAAGCAAACCUCACUAUGUAUUUUCUUCAUAUUGUAUGGAAACCUCUAAGGUGAGAAAGUUUUGAACUUUUAACCCUUUCCACCCAGAGCUGUCUUGAGUGUUAAUACCUUUUAUACAUUCACCAUUUUGCUGUUUAUUUUUAUAUAUAUAUCUAUAUCUAUAAAUAUAUAUAUACUUAGUUUUUUGUGGUUUAUUUAAUACAUGGUUGAAAUCAGAACAAUGCACAGGGCAGAUCUGAAGGACAAAAAUAUUUUACUGCUGUCUAAAUUUCUUCUGUAUCUAUAACUAAAAUUAUUUAAAACCGUAAUUAACUUGUGGUUUUCCUUUUUAGAUUUUGGGGAUUUUGUCUUUUCUUAAAGAGCUUUUAAUAUGCUGCUGGAAUAUGCUAUUCAGUAUUAAUAAAAUAAAAGAAAAAGAAAACAAUUCUUUAAUUAUCUAUUGUGUGAGCCACUCCCAACCAGGAGCGGUCAAUCCACCAUUUGAAAACCUUGAGGGAAAAAAGAAAAAAAGAAUAAUAAUAUUUUUGUAAUUUAAAUAAAUGAACUUUUGCUUAAAUCAGAUGCACUAGAUCUUCCUGGGUGAAAAUUCAGUGUGCACUGCAGUUAAACUACUUUUUAUGGAUAAAGUUUACAUACACUGUAAUGUUUGGUGUUAUUUGCCAUUAUUUGUCACGGCAAUAUACUGGCUUACUCCUGCAGACACUCGUACAGAGAGGAGUAACUUUACUCGUGCCCGUGGUCCAUGGGAAUAUCUGUGUGACUGGUGUGGGUGUUUGCUGGAGGAAGCUCUUUGUAAGGAGCCAGAAAAGAGAUGCUGGUAGCCCUUUUCACUGCCUUGUAAGUCUGAUUGGGUUGCGUUCCUACCGCACAAACAGUGACCAACAACCAAAUUCGGUUCUUUGCCACCGGUUCAGCAAAUUCAUUGCCAAUCCAAUGUGUGUGAGCAGCAGUACCUGCUACAGGUCAUAAAGUGCCAUAACUUCUUCCACCUCCUAGUUCUAUCUGGUUAUAUCUGAAGCCACCUAAAAUUAAAAACUAAGCCCUAUAUGAGCAACAUCAGCUGGUGCACUCUUGUCUCUCAUCCCCAACUUAAAUGCUUCUUUAUGUAGAGCCCUGGGAUGGAAAGGACUAGCCUCUAGUGAUGCAAAAAAAGUUUCCUUCUUAUAGCACAUGCACUUAUAAAUAAAUGAUCUAUACUUUUCUCACGUUUUUACUACUGCUGGGGCCUUCCUACACCCUUUGAGGGCUAUUUUGUACUACUUGCAGCAAUUGUGCGUAUUCAAAGUAUCAUCUCACGUACGUUAUAUUAUAUAUAUGUACAUAUAUAUAUAUAUAUAAUAUGAGAUCAUCAUUUGGAUUGUUUAGAGACUGUUUCACUAAUUUUUCUCAUUGUACCCACCGUCUAAAUUUCCAAAGCUUUUGUAGAUGCCCUGGUGUGUCCUGUGGGUUUUCCAGUCCGGUUAGAGUAUUGAUGCCUCUGGUCCCUGGGCAGUGUAACUCGACAUCAGGCUGCCCUGAAUUACUCCACAGGACAUUGGCUGAGCAGUGGGAGACAAGGAAUGUUUCUGUACUUCCAGGCAACUGAGAUGAGACAUUGCUUAGAAAAGUGUCCAUCUCUGGAAAAAAAAAAAAUUCAAAAUUCAAAAAUAAAAAAUAAAAUUUAAAUACAAAACCAAAAACCCAAACAUACACGUCCUGGGAGGCAAAUUAUCUACCAGUUCUCUUUCAAAAUAAUGAAAGGAAAAAGCUGCAAGGGUGCAAGGGCCUAAUAAGAGAGGAAGUAAAACAAGGGAAAUUGCUUUACAAAAUUCUAAUCAAAAGACUAGACUAGUUGUUUUAUCAAACAAAUUAGCUAAUUGCAAUGAAAUGGCAGUCCUCAAAGGAGUAACAAGUUCAUCUUUCUUUCACCAUAGGGGUUACAGUUCCUUGGCUUGUGCUACUCUGGAAUCAUUUUACUGUUUCUGUUUUUAUUAUCUUAAGUGCUAAUUAACAAAAGGAAAAAAAUAUCCUGUAGUUUCAUUACCUUUUUGGAUAAUGUCAUACAAAAAGAAAAAAAAAAACAAACCUAUGUAUUUGUGUUUUUUUCGUGCUGUGGGAAUUGUUGUUUGUAGAUUAAUAAUACUAUCAUUUUGUUUAGAAUUACAAACUAGUUUUUAAGUAUUGUCUGAGAAAAGCCAAAGUUAAUGCAAUCUAGUGGAAACUGUAAGACCAUUUGAGUAUUGUUUCUGUUUUAUUGAUGCAUUUGGAUUUUGUUGUUUGAUGGAAUUUGAGCCAAAAAAAAAAAAGAACAAAAAAAAGGCAAAAAAAAAAAAAAGCAGGCUUUCCUAUUUCUACAACUUGAUUGUACUUAUGCAUUUUGUACCAGUGGAACUUUUUAUACUGGAGAUUAAAAAACAAAUGGAAAUUUUUGUGGCUUACUCUCGUGGGCCCCCUCGAUCAUGACUGAUUUUCAAGUUUGAUUUCUGGACGGUAGAAAGAGAGUUGGUUUUGUUUCGAGAAUUCAAAACUUUGGCUUGAUUUCUUUUUUUCCCUUUGCUUAUAUCUAGUGUUUAGAAUUUUGUCUUAACAAAAGCGGUAAGUUUCACUUUUUAUUCUGUAUCGUGCAGUUACACAAUAAGGUAAUUAGAAUUAGGAGUACUCGGUCACUUUGCGUGGAUAAAUGUAUUAGUUAAAACGUUAGGGGUUUGCUUUUUUGCUGUUUAGAUCAGAGUUUUUUCUGAUUCUUCUGUCCUCAUUGUGAACAUAACCGUGUAGUUGAAACAGUCAGACUUAUUUUUGUAACGUAUGUUAUUGUGUGAUGCAGUUUUUUGCUUCUGUCUCCAAUAUUAAACCAUUUUCCUAAUACUUGUCUCUCUACUUUGUGUGUUGUAUUGUUGGUGGUCAUUCUGUGUUGGUAAUACAUCUGCACACCUCACUGUUUCACGUGCCUGUUUUUUUUUUUUCUCUAUUUGUUGGUUGUGUACAAAAGAUACAGUCGAUUCCACCUAAGUGAAUAGCUGAUUGGGGGGCAAAAGAGGAUUUGUACAUUUUAGACAUGUUCUGGUUUCUUUGAUUUUUUUUUUUUUUUUCUCUCUUCCUCCCCCUAGUCAUGCCUUAUCACUUGGAUAAUCUCUUGGAGCAGGAAGCAUUUUAAAUGAGUUUCCUGCAAAGUCCUAUUGAAGGUAGCUUUUGUUAGCCUUCAAACUGCAAAACCUUCUGCACACAAACACACAGAAGACACCUGAAAAGAUUUCUUUCUCUUUUUUUUGCUGUGGCAUUUCAGUCAGUCUGGAAAAUGUGGAUUAUGGAGAUCAUUUGUUCUUAGUUGUUAAAAAAAAAAAAAAAAUACUCUGCCACUACACUGCAGAAGCAUCUGAAACAUUCAAGAAAAGGAGGAUAUAGCCUUGGGAUUUUUUCCAAACUGCACAGUAAUCUGAUGGCAUAUGGCGUUAGUCAAACUCUCCCUAGAAACUAAUCAUGUCUUAACUAGAGCUGGGAGAGCCUGCAAAAUCUUACCAGGUGAUCGAGCUUGUUAUGUGCAGUUGUACAUACAAUACUUUAAAAUAUAUAGCAAAAUCCAAGUGAGCACAGGAAGACUUUCUUACUAAAGCCAAUGGAAGUAAAAAAAUAUAUAUAAAAAUUUAAAACAAAAAGGAGAAAUAAAUUAUGGAAAAAAAGAUCCCCUGUUGUUCCAAUGGGUGAGAUUUUUGCUGUGGGCUUACAAAGCAGAUCAUUCUCAGCAUUGGCUGAUAGUAUUACACAAAUCUCAAAAGGGACUAAAGAAAUACCACAGCACUUUUUUUUCUCAUUAUUUUUUACACUUGGCUCUUAGCUUUUUUAUUCUAUCCUUUCCUAUAAUUUUUUCCUCCUCACAAGAUUCUCUCUGCUCUCCCCCAACCGGUGUCUACCACGAUGAAAUAAAAGCUGCAAAAGAAAAAUCUAUAUUGUUCUGGUUUACAGAAAGUCUCUUCUCUCCUCUGAUCGCAGAUACAAACCUUACAAUUUGGAGAGGGGGGGGAAAAAAAAAACAAAACAAAACCAACCAAACCAAACCCAAGGAGGAGAGAGAAGCACUGGUGAGUGCUCUCUGGAAUUCAAGCCAUACGCCCCCAUCCCUUUCCUUUGUCCCACUUUCUGUGAUGCUCAGGAAUCGAAGACCACUUAAAAGUGCUCUUAUGAGACCCAAACGACACUCCUCCCUCUUGUCUCCUCUCCCCUGGUCUUUCUGGCGCUCUGGCUUUGGCUCACACACACACACAGCCCCAUCAAUACCGUCCAACAAGGUCCUGGCGCACUGGGUGUAUCCGUGUGGUGUCAGCAGCAACGUUGGUUCCUGCCUUUGGAAGACUUUUGAAAUUUUCUGGUGGCUUGUGAGUUGGCCUGGUUGUUACUGCUAGAUCUAUUUUUCUGAAAUUAUUUUUUUUCCUUUUUUUCACUUUUCUGUUUCCAUGAGAAGCAAACUAGUGAUGAGCCUGGAGUGUCCAAUGAGCUCCAGUGCCAUCCCACAGGGUCUGUUAUCAGAGGUCAGGGGUCCAAGCAGCUCUAGGUUUAACCUAAAACCACAGGAGCCUGUAGCAGACAGCCGAGGCAGAAAAGCAGAACCUGAUGGUCAGAUUAUAUCCUGGGUCUUUGACACCUUUAGAGUUUAUGAUCUCGAUUUGGAUAAUUUUGACACCAGUGGAUUCAGUUAAGUAAGUCUUGGCUUGCAUGAUGGAUAAAUCAGAAUUGCUCUCUGGGCUUUUUUAGCUUGUUGUGGAUGUUUCCUUUUUUUUCUUUUCUCUUUUUUUCCUCCAAACUUGGUCUUAGGAAAGAAACUAGAGCUUUGUGAAGGGUCUUUUCUUCCAAAAAUACAACUGAAAAAAAAAAGACUUAUACUGCAGUUAGGUUUCUUUUAAAUACUCAGGGCUGAAAGAUACAGGGUUUUCUUUCUUUCUUUUUUUUUUAAUUUCAACAAUGGGGGGAAAAUGAGUUCCUUAAAGCAAUGCAGCUGAACAGUUUGUCCUGCUUAAACACAUGCUUUUAAUUUCAAUUAUGUAAGGCACCUUGCAGUGUUAGCAAAAUGUCUCUUUGUUAGCUAUAUGUGUAUCGCCAUGGGAAAUUACCAAACUGUCACAAGACUCGCUGAUUAAAGAAUAGCCUGCCAGAGUGUGUGUGCCUUUGCCCAGUGUGACUCUUAGGUAUUAGGCUAAGGAAAACAGUUUAACAAAAUGUAGUGUGAAUCAUUCCUGAUAAGUGAAUAAAGCAUUGUGACCAAGCAAUCAGAUUAUUCACUUAUCAGGAAUCGACUGUACUGAUAGUUUGCCUGAUCGUUUUUGUUCCUCAUCUCUGUUGUAGUUUCACUACUUUGCUGUGUUCUGUUUUUUCUCUCAUGCUCUUAGUAAAAUCACUGGGAAUAUCCCUUCGUGUGAUCAUGAAACGUGCUACUGAGUAACAAAUAAAAAAAAAUUAAAUAUAAAAAUGAUAUCUUAACAAAAUCUAUGCACUUGCUAUCAGGAACACAAUACUGGAUGUGUCUUAUAUAUAUUGAACUAUAAUAGUAUUCGAUUUCUUAAAUAAAGCUUAAGAAAGGA
Messenger RNA from Haemorhous mexicanus (house finch), 9044 nucleotides. RefSeq names its product CUGBP Elav-like family member 2 (gene CELF2). Gene Ontology annotation, cellular component: cytoplasm; ribonucleoprotein complex; nucleus. Gene Ontology annotation, biological process: regulation of alternative mRNA splicing, via spliceosome; mRNA splice site recognition. Gene Ontology annotation, molecular function: mRNA 3'-UTR binding. Lineage: Eukaryota; Metazoa; Chordata; Aves; Passeriformes; Fringillidae. Bases 396 to 1970 code for a protein of 524 amino acids. The record is from RefSeq and is a predicted model, not a curated record. The transcript has 15 exons.